GCGUGGCCGGCCCUCUGCCCUCCGAGCCAAGCAUGCACAGAAGAGCGCCGCUAUUGGAUCCAGAUCGCUGCGCAAUCGCUGCCCAGGACGUCGCAGCUGCCAGAUAACUCGCGCAGGGUCCGCCAGGAACGAAUUGCGCAAGAAGGCAGCAAGUAUAGAGAGAUACCAUGGGCGCAGGAGGUAGCUUUUUUGAGAAGGACGAGGCGCUGGAGGUGCCGGAUGCACCGGACAACAUCAAAGCGCUGGCGGCGCGGCUGUCACUGGCGCACGGCAUCAACGAGGCCAUCCUCGUCCACGGCCUCGUCGCGCUCGAGCCGUGCGUCCAGCGCCGACUGAACCGCGCGAUCACCAAGCCGCUGGAUUUGGCCUGCCUCCGGGCGUUCAAGGCGGAAAUGGAAGGGCAGGCCGUCGCCCCGGACGUCGAGGCCGCUCUCGCCCAGCUACCGGACGGAGUGAAGCCGAAGGUCGAGGCGCUCUUGGACUCGCUCCACCUCUGCGGCGGCUACUUACCAAGGAUCGGCGUCGGCUCGGCGGGCCUCUACAAGCAUUUUGAAGAGGGCGAGCGCGUGCACGAGAUCGCGUACGGCUACGGCAUGCGUACGCCGCGGAGUCCGCAUCAAGCGAUGGUCAAAGUUUACUCUAACGCACAGGCAUGCUCGACUGCGCGGGCCCCUGCCCGACGAUGCCGGGUUUUGACAAGGCCUUCGCGCGCGUGGCGAUCGCCGAGCAGCUCUCGGAUAAGGAUUUGUCCGACUUCGUGAUGGUGGGGCAUCCGGACCCCUUCCAGAUGGGCGUGGAACCGGGAAAUGUCCGGAAGUCGCUCGAGGCCCACGAAGCAGAGAUGAUGCCUAUGAAACGCGAGGGGCAGCCGCUCAUAGACGUCUACGCUCCGCUGUGCUGCGUGCGCUUCUCUGAGAAGUUUGAGCCGGGCGAGAUCGCGUUCGAUGAAGUCUGGAAGGAGUGUGAAGCGCUGUAUCGGGAAGGAAAGGUGCGAGCUCUCGGCAUCUGCAACAUCAGCGCGCCGCAGCUGGAGCGGCUCCUCGAGUUCUGCGAGAUCCGUCCCGCGGUCUAUGAGGCCGAGGCGCAUAUCCUCCACCACCAGCAAGCCAUCUACGACCUCUGCCGCCGUGAAAAAAUAGCAUUCUUGGCUCACACGCCCCUUGGGCAAGGGUCAGUGCUGGACCAGCAAUCGCUCGGUCACGACACGUUAUCCCCCGCACAAGCCGCGCUACGCUUUAAUUUGGACCGCGGCGUGUCUGUACUCCCCGGUGCUGAGAAGCUGAGCGAAAUAGAGGAGGACCAGGCAACGCCUUUGGGACCGGCUGUGGCGCGGGUCCAGGUUCCGGCCGCGCCGUCGAUGCUGUCGAUGGCCAACAUCAACAAGCUGUGGAAGGCCAUGAUCGCGCCGAAUUCAGACAUGGAGGCCCGCGACGGUCAUUGGUACGGCAAACCCUCAGAGGUCGUGCGGCCGGUCCGGAAAGAAGUGCUCGCGCAGAACAAGGCGAUUAUCGAGCAGAUCCACCCGAUCAUCAAGAACCUGCCGCGGAAGGAGAGCGCCGCGACGCGUCGCAAGGUCAUCUGCGAGGAGCUCGCCAAGCUCGGCGAUGAUGAAGGGCGCAAGCUAGGCGCCAUGAAGGUGAUUCCCGCCGACGUCUUUGGCGCGAGGGACUCCAUCCCUAGACGCUCGUGCAAGGACGAAGGACCGACGCCCCAGGUCGACGCGUCCGAGCUGCCUGAGGGCGCCAAGAUUCUCUUCUUCUCCCAGCGCUGGCUGACGCUUACACAUCCAGAUGACGAUCAAGGAACGAAGCGCCAGGCGAUCGUCGCUGCCGCGGAGGCCUACGCGAAGCAGGAGGGCGUCGACCUCGACAAGGUAUACAUUUGGUUCGACCUCGCCUGCGUCGAACAGGACGAUCUCGCGGAACUAAUCCGCGGUGUAAACGCGUUGGGGUUAUACAUCACGGCCUGCGACGCGUUCGUGUCGAUCGAUCACCCGGAGUACUGGAGCCGAGCCUGGUGUCUUGUGGAGCAAGAGUUCGCCCGGUGCGCCGGCGUGAAGAGAUACGUCAUAUCGGAGGGCAAGCUGGCCCCCACCAGUGCAUCAAUCAAAAUUUCACGGCGCCGUGUCGUCGACAUCAACGCCAUCGAUUUGCGCACAGGCCCCCACGGACCACGAGGUCACUGAUCCGCGUGACGGCAACCUCACCGUCGAGGACGACCGCGCGGCCAUCGACGUGCUCUGCCUCGUCGCCGACGACCUGCGCUCGCGGCUCUACCUGUCCGCCGUGUCGCAGAUGUUCUCCGAGGCAAACCUCGAUGAGGCCAUGGGCAAGGCCUGGCACAACAAGGACGAAGUCCCGGACGCACUUCGCCAGAACAUCAUCGAGACCUAGUCGGUCCCCUUUUUCUUCUCACUACGUCCCUUUCCCCUCAGAGCCCCCUCAAUGCCAUAAGUGGACUCUUGAUCUUAGUAUCAUCACGGCACGACCC
Molecule: messenger RNA, 2490 nt
Organism: Pelagomonas calceolata
Lineage: Eukaryota; Pelagophyceae; Pelagomonadales; Pelagomonadaceae
Source: the annotation of a GenBank genome assembly